Molecule: messenger RNA, 773 nt
Organism: Prunus persica (peach)
Lineage: Eukaryota; Viridiplantae; Streptophyta; Magnoliopsida; Rosales; Rosaceae
Exons: 2
Coding region: 204-530 (108 amino acids)
Source: RefSeq, a predicted model, not a curated record
UCUCACGCACACAGUUUCUAGAGAGAGUCUUUAGUCUUAAGGGCAUUUCUUCUCAUUUCGACGUAGACCAUAAUCAAAGACACGACGCCGUUGCGAAAAGGAACUUGUCCCGAAUUAGUACGUCCCUCUUCUUUUUGUUGAAAUAAUCUUCUCCAUUCUCUCGUCUCUUGAAGAUCACCGCGCGAAAAAAGAGAGAGAAAGAGAUGCAUCUAUGGCCCUCAGCGACGAUCCGAGACUCCUUCAAGCUUGCUUACCUGAGAAAGCUCGAAUGGAAUCUCCAGAGAAUGAAAAGCGAAAAAGAAUCUUCAGCUUCCGUCAAUAAGAAGCUGUUAGAUAGCCAAGAAGGCGGAGUCCAACAGUCGAAUAGCCAAGAAGGUGAAGUCAAUGGAAAAGUGGCCGAAGUGCCCAAUCCGAAGGCUCAUGGAGUGGUCCUUGGACUUUGCAGAGAGAUCCUGAUGCUUCUCUCCUGUUGCUUCUGUUGCUUCUGCUGUGGAGCUUGUGCAGGGGAAGAUGCUGAUCCUGUCUUCUGAUGACAAGAAUUUAGGAAUUCAAUUUCAAGGACAAUAUAUGUACAGUCAACAUUAAUAGAAUGUCAAUCUUCAUUGUUCAGACAAAGAUGAUUCAAGGAAAAUUUUAGUUCUUGUUUCGAGUAUUGUGUAGUAUGUCUGGACUUGUAUAUUGAUGUGUGGAUGCCUAAUUACCCUGCUCCUCACUCACUAUAUGCUGUAUUGCUAUGAAUAAAGUUAGAUUGAGCUUUUUCUUGCAAUUUUGAC